AUGGACCGACAAGAAAUCAUCGCGACGAACAAGUCGCUGCGCUUGAUCAAGAAUGAACUCGAGCACCUCUUGGAGAAGGGCAUUGUGAAUGACGACGUCUUCGACAACAUCAUGCGCAUUCUGCCCGCCGAGUCCUCCCUAUCCGGCGCAACACCCUCGUCUCGCCAGCCCUCCGUUGCGUCUCCGGUGCCCUCUGCCAACCCCAUCUCGCCGCCGCCCACCUCCGGCCUGGCGAACCUGGCCAUCUCGCAGAACCCGUCCCCGUCCCCGGCACCGCCGGCGUACAACUCCACAGGCCCGCCAUCGCUACCCCAGCGCAACGGCCCGCCGCCGCCUCCGCCGUCCAAGCCCGUCAUCGCACACGCCAAGGCGCUUUACAAGUACACGGCGGCCGAUGACCGCGACCUCAGCUUCGAGCGCGACGACCGCGUCGCCGUCUUCGAGUACAUGAACGACGACUGGUGGAUGGGCAAGAACCAGCGCACGGGGCUCGAGGGCAUCUUCCCCAAGAACUACGUCGAGAUCGACCACUCGGCCGGCGCCGGUGGCUUCCCCGGCGAGAAGGCCGGCUUCUACGCCCCCAGCCAGCCCACCUACGCCAGCCCGGCACCCGGCGGAUACCCGGCGCCGCCGCCCCAGCAGAACCCCUACAACGCAAAUGUCCCGCCCAUGGCCGUCGCCGAGGGCAGCAACGGCCAGCAGGCAUCCGCCGGCGGAAAGGGCGGGGAGAUGGGCAAGAAGUUUGGCAAGAAGCUCGGAAACGCCGCUAUCUUCGGCGCCGGCGCGACGCUGGGUGGAAACUUGGUCAACAGUAUCUUCUAG
Molecule: messenger RNA, 822 nt
Organism: Neoarthrinium moseri
Lineage: Eukaryota; Fungi; Ascomycota; Sordariomycetes; Amphisphaeriales; Apiosporaceae
Exons: 2
Coding region: 1-822 (273 amino acids)
Biological process (GO): protein transport to vacuole involved in ubiquitin-dependent protein catabolic process via the multivesicular body sorting pathway
Cellular component (GO): ESCRT-0 complex
Molecular function (GO): protein binding
Source: RefSeq, a predicted model, not a curated record